GGUUUCCUGACCACAUAUUCAAUAUAUAAUAUAUUUCGAUAAUUUGUUUACACAUAAACCAACCUACAUCAGUACCUCUAGUACAGUACGAUGAAUAUUCGAGGUAUUUAUUAUUGAUGGUGGGAUGGAAAUAGAAAAACUGGUAGAGGGACUGAACAUCUUUUAUGUCAGAGAGGAGGACGGGAUGAAAGAGAGAGGGAUGAAGGCAAGCGAAGGGGUGUGGAGACAGAUGGAGGCCGCAGACUGAAAGGGGAGGCGGACGGAGCGCACAGGCGACAAAGAGGAACACGAACACACCGCAAAUACGAGAGCUCACCUUGCCUUCUCCACACGCUCACCAGGGUGAAGCCAAAGGGAUGCAGGAGCAGGGCUCAGAGUGGGGCUCUGGGCUCGGGGGGAGGACAAGAGGCUGUUGGGUUGAUGCCCAAGGCUGCGAGGCUGGAGAUAAUGAUGAAUCAGGCAUGAAGUGUCUCAGCCAAGGCCUUUGCCCCCCACCUGUCUUCCGGAGCAUCACAGGCCUUACGGGAACCAGCCUGCCCCCUCAUCGGCGCCUGAGGUCCAUAUUCCGCCGCUCAAGAGCUGUUCUGCCCGCAGAUGCCAACACAGAGAUGCAAAGGUGUGGUUUCCCUCACCUGGACGUGCUAAAAAGAGCAGGGCCGCUAAUGCAGGCAGGCAUCCCCAGGACAGACACCCGGCCAGCACGCGAUAGUCCUGCUGCUCAGUCAGCCGGCUUCCAGCUUACCCCUCCCUCUAUGCCCCACUGGGAGGGGAAGGGCAGGCAGAGUGGGGCGAUCUCCCCCCUCGGGCAACCCGGAGAGUCAGGGUGGAGGAAACGAAGAAGGACAAGGAGGCCAGAAAUGACUGGAACACGACCCGACAUGCCAGACCAGCCAGGCAGCCUGGUGCUGCCCUCAGAAGGGCCAAAGGAAGCGGAACUGUGUCUGUGGCUCCAGGAACUGGAGAUUACAGACCGUGCCAGGGAGAGGUCUUCUGUGACCAGUGACAGCCAGCGGGGCUGGACCCAUCUGGGGCCUCUGCUGGGCAGGAGAGAGGUGGGCCAAGGGACAGGCCAAGGGGCGACUCAGAGGCCAGACCGGCGCCCUCACUUCCUCCCUCCCAUUACUCAGUCUGUCUCUCUCCUGGAGGUGCCCCUGUUUCUCCCCGAAAACUCCCCCCCACCCUCUCCAUGUUUGUCCCCCAGUGACCCAUUCUUCCCACUGCCAGUGCCACAGCCCUGUCUGGCGGCCCGGAAGAGAAGAGCCAAGUGGCAAUAGCUCCUGUAGCUCAACAAGCAGAUGGUUGUGCUCACAAGACAAAGGUCAUGGGUGUGAAUCCUGAAGAGCAGACACACAAAUUGCAACCUUUCUUUAUAGCGUACAUUGCUUGGGAUAUUAGAG
Messenger RNA from Brienomyrus brachyistius, 1397 nucleotides. RefSeq lists its product as uncharacterized. The transcript is spliced from 3 exons. Lineage: Eukaryota; Metazoa; Chordata; Actinopteri; Osteoglossiformes; Mormyridae. The coding region runs from base 357 to 1274 and encodes 305 amino acids. The record is from RefSeq and is a predicted model, not a curated record.